UCGACGCUCACGUCGACGGCGCUCUGUCCCCGACGCUCACGUCUCCGUCGCCAGCUCGAUGACGCCAGUGUCCCCGACGUCGACCCGUCCUAGACGGCGCUCUGUCCCCAGCGCCGCCAUGUCCUCGACGACGCCCCCGUCUCCGACGCCGGAUCGACGACGCCAUGUCCCCGAUGCCGAUCCGUCCGAGAUGGCGCCCGUCCCCGAUGCCGCCUCGUCCUCGAGGCCGACAUGUCGUCGACGCCGCCCCGUCCCCGACGCCGCCUAGACGCCGCCUCGUCCCCGACGCUGCGUCGUCCCCAUCGUUGCCUUGUCCUCGACGCGGCCCUCGUCCCCCGACGCGAGGCACGCACCGGAUCGGGCGCAUCGACGGUGCCGCUAGUCGAGUCGCCCUCCGCCGCUAACCACCACCGCGCGGGCCUAGCCAUGGGCGCACCACCACAGCAGGAACGCCCGCGACGGUGUCCGCCUCCGCCGUCCGCCCGCUCCUCCGCCGACCGCCGCUGCCGCGCCUCCGCCAUCAGCCUCUCCUCGCGCUCGCGUCGCCGCUGUUCGCCCCGACGGCCGUCUGCUACUGGUGACGUUAUUCUGGAGGAGUGGAGGACUGAGGAGAGAGAGGGCGUGAUUUGGGGAAGGCCCGCCGCCCCACUCUUCUCUUAACUGCAUUUGGCCCACCUCUGUAUUGUAUCUGUAUCGCGCGUGGGUUUGUAAAAGUAGAUCAGCUGUUGUGUGGGCCCCACCAAACACAUGGACCAAUGGCAGUCUGACUUCCACCAGGAGCAUAUGCCGACCGGUUCACUUAUGGACUUUCCUAUGAUGAUCGUAUCCGCAUGCGGCAAACAGAUCGAGCUGGCCAAUGAAAUUCAGAGCAAUAUCUACACUAGUUUAAGUGCUGAUCAAUUUAGUGUCACCUGCCUCAUGGGUUCCACAGAGGCCAUCUUGUCUGCGCAGAUGGCCAGCAAAUGCUUCAGCGUCAAUAAGUUCAUGGCGAGCCCCGUGCCACAAAUGCAGAAGCAGUGUGAUGGUAGCAGCAGUGCUAGCAGCGCCAGCAGAAGACAAGUGGAGAAGAAUGAGACGAACAGUUUCGCUGCGAAGAUUGUCGGUAUGCAGCAGCAACAGUUGAAGCCACGGUUCGCUCUGGAGUUGGAUGGGCUUAAUUGCUUCGAGACCAUUGUUCCUCUCUGAACUCUGAGGCACUCUCCGUUUCCAGCAGAUAGGUUUUUUGUUUGUGGAAUGCUCGUUAAAACCUUCAAAAUAAGAAAAAUACAUGCAUCAAAGCGGUAGGAAUCAACUCAUCCAAAACAGGAGAUGGGACACAUCCAAGCGCUUGGGAACAUCCAAUUGCAAUUCACCACAACUUAGGUGGUGAUGUGGAGGGAAAUUGUAGGGUCAUUCCUAUUCCUGCGCCACAUGAUAAUGAUGUUACCGUUGGCUAGGAACUCUGAAUCUCUCUCGCGAUGACACUGACUGAGACACUGACACAGGGUUUUUUGCGUUGCUGAAAAACUUAGAAACUUUUUUGAUUCA
Lolium perenne is the source of this 1527-nucleotide messenger RNA. RefSeq lists its product as uncharacterized. Lineage: Eukaryota; Viridiplantae; Streptophyta; Magnoliopsida; Poales; Poaceae. The record is from RefSeq and is a predicted model, not a curated record.